GGAGGCUGUGUGCUUUGAAGAAAGAAAAACACCUCUCUGUCUUGGGAAGACUUCUUCAAUCAAAGAGAGUUUGCUUUGUCGAGCUGUUCUAAUGAAUCCUGUGGAAUUUCUACUUUGGAGGAAGCCACAUCAGUAAGGACGGUGAAGGAUGGAGCUAGGAAAGGCAAAACUUCUGCGAACUGGCCUCAAUGCCUUGUACCAGGCCAUACACCCUGUGCAUGGGAUUGCCUGGACAGACGGAAAGCAGGUGGCACUGACUGCACUGCAUUUCCAUAACAAAGAACUGAGGUUUGGUGACUCAAGUGUUAUUGGCCAGUUUGAACAUGUUCAUGGACUUUACUGGAGCCCAUGUUAUUCUGCCAACACCCCAGCUUUGCUUGCUGUGCAGCAUAAAAAGCAUGUUAGCAUUUGGCAGCUAAGUCAUAAUUUUUCAGAAAAGAAUAAGCUUUUGAUUUCUCAGACCUGUGAAACUGGGGAACCAUUCCAAUUGCUCCCCCAGGGUUGUGUAUGGCACCCAAAGAGGGACAUUUUGUCUGUACUUACCAAACGGGAUGCAUCUGUUUUAUAUGCUGUUCGUUCCAAUAAUUCUAAAGUUAAAGCAGAUAUCAAAAGCAGCGGUCUCAUCCACUGUGCCUGUUGGACAAAGGAUGGUAAUCGUUUAGUGGUCGCUAUAGGCAGUGCUCUUCAUUCCUAUAUAUGGGAUGAUACUCAAAAGACACUGAAUGCUUGUUCCUUUUGCCCAAUAUUUGAUGUUGGGGGUUACAUCUGCGCUAUUGAAGCUACUCUGGAUUUCCAAAUUGCAGUAGCUACUGAACUUCCUAUUGAUAAGAUCUGUGGCUUAAAUGCAGGUAUUACAUUUGAAAUGCCAGCAGGUACUGAAACAGGUUCCUUAACUUCACAGUCGACACUCGUGCUUGGGGAUGAGGAGUAUUCUAUGGACCAGAGAAGAAAGUCUGUAGAUUCAGACAAGUCAGCAACAGUUGAUUCAGCAGCUUCAUCUUCCUCAGGUCCUGUGGAUUUAACCCACAUCCUUGCAAACCACCGAAGAUCUGAUCCCAGCCCUCUCAUUCCUCUGCGAAGGAAGGAUUACCCUUCAGGAACUGGCCAAGAUUCCUCAUACUUGAUCUUAGUGACUUUUGAAGGAAAGGUAACCACAACCAGAAAAGUCAGCAUUCCAGGCAUCUUAGUCCCUGAUAUAAUUGCUUUUGACUUUAGAGCUCAAAUCGUGGCAAUAGCCUCCAAUACAUGUAAUAUUGCUUUAGUAUAUUCAGUAACCUCAUCCUGUAUGCCCAACAUUCAACAAAUCCAGCUAGACAAAAAUGAACGACCCAAGGGCCUGUGCUUUUUGACAGACAAGCUCUUGUUAAUUUUGAUUGGCAAGCGGAAAUUCACUGAUCCUGCCCUUAUUCCAUCAUCUAACUCAGAAAGAUAUGUCAUCCGGCUGAUGGUCAAAGAAUUAAUAUUUGAAGAAGAAUCAUCAGCAAAACCUGAUGCCACUCAAAGUCUACCUUUCAGUUUUGAGUCAUCUGUGACUAUUCCUGGGAAAAGAAAAUAUUUUGAGAAUCUUGCUUCAGAAAAUCAUGUUGGAGGAAAAGAGCUGUUAAUACCAGGCAGCGCUGUUAUCCAGUCUCCUAGUCGAAGAAGACAAAUAUUGAGAGAAGCAAAGAGUACUAGUUAUGAGAAAAGUUCCUCAUCUAGUGUGAGUGAUUUUGAUGAUAAAAGACUUGCAGGUGAUCCAUCUGUUGCUCUAGAAACUCUGGAUGCUGAACCAAUUAACCGAUCAGUGGCCUUGCUUGGUCUCAGAACACCCACCAGGUUUUCAAACAAACUAGUGUCUCCUAAAGUGAUGCAGGAGACUUUAAACUCUCCCAAAAAUAACAUUUUGCCUAGUGAAAAAGGAGCAAGUCAUAUAUCCAGGAAUCUGGAAAGAUUGUGUGGCAGCUUCAGUGACUUGCAACUUCGACUUCUUGAAUUAACGGACUUCACUAAAAAUGGGAACAGACUAUCUCUAGUCUACCCAUCUUCUCAACAGCCACCUUUUGUUCACAUCACACACCAGAAGCAUUUUUCGAAUGGGGCUGUAACUGAAGAAACAAGAAUUGUUCUCCUUUGUGAUGGUAAAGUUCAUCUGAAUCUAGUCCAGCAACUGUUUGAUCUGCCGGUUGUUGAAAUGAAGCAUGGUUCUUCUUGGAUUAUUCUUACAGCAGAUGGUGAAGGCUUUAUUCCAUUAACAUUUAAAGAAAAGCAAGAGAUAAUUGUAAGAGACGGAACUAAUAGUUUGGAAGCCUAUGGAAGUCACUCCUGCAAAAGAAGCAUUUCUUCUCAGCCAUCAAAUAGUGUGACAUAAUAAGGCAACUAUAUGGUAAAAUAAGUUCUCCAAAAUAAACCUGCAUUGUCAUAAAAUACCAGCAGCAGGACUUCUGAGUGCAUUUUAACCAUAACUCAUGUGGCUUUUGUUUCACAGUAGCUAGUCUUCUUCAGAGUGCUGCAUUCUACAGGAUCAGAUCUAGAAAACAUGUCUGUGACACCUGUCACUCUUCAUGGAUUCCUGAAACUAAGAUAUAACAUACUAUUGUCAGUCUGAUCGAUUGACACAUGGUUUUGCUUUAAAUGUGCUGUUGAAAUCUGAAAUAUGCAUCAUUUUGGAAACUAUCCAUACAUUGGCAAGAUGAGGCAUAUUUUUUAAAGAUUUGCAGUAUUUGUUACAUGGUGUGGUUCCUGCAUCCAUGGCAAUAUAUACAGAAACCUUGAAACUAAUACACAAUAGGUGCCUCAAGCAGGACUCUGGAGAGGCUGCCUUAAAAGCUCCGAAAUAAAUCUCUCUAAAGCAAAUUUUCAUGCACGUGGUUCCUAGGAAUAGCAUGUAAAGUACUGUGGGAGUUGUAACAAUUGUGUUUAUUAAGACAGAAAGAGCUAAAGCAGGAGAAUUGUUCCACUUCCUAAAGCGUUUUUAUAGUAAUCGAGGCCAAAGGGGAGAAGAACAAGAUUUAACUGCAGAUGUUGGACUUUCAUCAUUUCUAAGAAGAGUCCCAGAAAGAUAUGCUUACAUUA
This is a messenger RNA of Heteronotia binoei (common prickly gecko), 3051 nucleotides long. Its product is annotated as WD repeat and coiled-coil-containing protein-like. The transcript is spliced from 3 exons. Lineage: Eukaryota; Metazoa; Chordata; Lepidosauria; Squamata; Gekkonidae. Gene Ontology annotation, molecular function: kinase binding. Bases 149 to 2347 code for a protein of 732 amino acids. The record is from RefSeq and is a predicted model, not a curated record.